Messenger RNA from Danio aesculapii, 2087 nucleotides. RefSeq names its product serine palmitoyltransferase, long chain base subunit 1 (gene sptlc1). Lineage: Eukaryota; Metazoa; Chordata; Actinopteri; Cypriniformes; Danionidae. The record is from RefSeq and is a predicted model, not a curated record. Gene Ontology annotation, molecular function: pyridoxal phosphate binding; serine C-palmitoyltransferase activity. Gene Ontology annotation, biological process: ceramide biosynthetic process; sphingosine biosynthetic process. Gene Ontology annotation, cellular component: endoplasmic reticulum.
ACUCAGUCAAAAUGGCGUCGGGGCAACAGUGGGUGUUGGUGGAGAUGGUGCAAGCUUUUUACGAGGCCCCAGCAUAUCACUUAAUUUUAGAAGGUUUUCUCAUUUUAUGGAUUAUCAGACUGCUGUUUUCCAAAACGUAUAAACUUCAGGAGAGAUCAGACCUCACAGAAAAGGAGAAAGAGGAGUUAAUUGAAGAGUGGCAACCCGAACCGCUCGUUCCCGUAUCUAAAGACCACCCUUCCCUCAAUUAUGAUGUGGUCACAGGGCCUCCAAGCCACAAAAUCAUUGUAAAUGGCAAAGAGUGCAUUAACUUUGCCUCGUUUAACUUCUUGGGCCUGCUUGACAAUGAGCGCGUGAAGUUGAAGGCAUUAGCGUCACUCAAAAAAUAUGGCGUGGGAACUUGUGGACCAAGAGGAUUCUAUGGGACCUUCGAUGUUCAUCUGGAGUUAGAGGAGCGAUUAGCGAAGUUCAUGAGGACGGAGGAGGCCAUUAUCUACUCGUACGGCUUCGCCACUAUCGCCAGUGCCAUUCCAGCUUACUCCAAAAGAGGAGACAUUAUCUUUGUUGAUGAAGCAGCCUGUUUCUCUAUUCAGAAAGGCCUUCAGGCGUCACGCAGCUUCAUCAAAUACUUCAAACAUAAUGAUAUGGAGGAUCUUGAACGCCUUCUGAAGGAGCAAGAGAUUGAGGAUCAAAAGAAUCCGCGUAAGGCGAGAGUGAUCCGGCGAUUCAUUUUAGUCGAGGGUCUCUACAUCAACACUGCAGAUAUCUGCCCACUGCCUGAACUGGUGAAAUUGAAGUACAAAUAUAAAGUGCGAAUCUUUUUGGAGGAGAGCAUGUCUUUUGGAGUGCUUGGCGAACAUGGAAGAGGAGUCACGGAGCAUUUUGGGGUCAACAUUGACGAUAUUGACCUCAUAAGUGCAAACAUGGAGAAUGCGUUGGCAUCCAUCGGAGGUUUCUGCUGUGGAAGAUCAUUCGUUAUUGAUCAUCAGCGUUUGUCAGGUCAGGGUUACUGUUUCUCAGCAUCUCUUCCACCCAUGCUGGCUGCUGCUGCUAUCGAAGCCCUGAACAUCAUGGAGGAAGAUCCAGGAAUUUUCAGUGUUCUGCGGGAGAAGUGCAGAAAUGUUCACAAAGCACUACAAGGGACUGCAGGGCUGAAAGUGGUGGGAGAGUCUUUUGCUCCGGCUCUUCAUCUACAGCUGGAAAACAGCACAGGAUCCCGAGUGAAUGACCUGAAGCUGCUCCGAGCCAUUGUCGAUUACAGUUUGGACAGACAUGUCGCAUUAACAUUGGCUCGCUACCUGGACAAAGAAGAGCGAUUUCUUCCGCCACCAAGCAUUCGAGUAGUUGUGACCGUCGAACAAACGCAAGAGGAAAUUGAGAAGGCAGCGCAGUGCAUUCGAGACGCAGCUUUACACGUCCUGAAAUGAAGACCAGUCACCUCAACAUCCAUCACACACACCAUAAAGCUUUAAAAGUGUCAUCACUGACCGGAGGAAGGAAAGCGAGAGCCUGGCAGGUUCUGUGACCUUUGACCUCAGAUAAAUACACUCGGAUUGUUUGUAUUAUAUUUAUGUUUGGUGUACAGAAAAUGUGGAUUAUUUUAUUAGUCUUCAUUUCACAUUGAAAUAAAUGCAAUUGACUCUCGACACUCUUAUGUGCAGCAUCGAACCCGUUUAUGUUCUGUUCAAAGCCUUGAAAAAUGAUGAAAUCUUUACUAAUCAAUGAUAAAUAUAGCUUUUAUAUACACAAGUAUCUUUUUUGUACACUAGCAUUUACAUUCCUUUGUAACCUUUGACCAAAGAGAUGCUUCUUUACCACAUUUCAGAAUAUUUAUGCUUUGAAUGUGAUUUUGUUUCUUCUUUCUGUCAGGAUCCAUAAAUUAAUUAUUGUUAUAAUUUUUUUUGUAAUUUUGGACUUUUUGGUAAUGAAUGCAAUGUGAAUGUACUCCGCAUUUGUCAUAUUCUUGCACUCAUUCGGCGGAGAUUUUAAAUAUGAUCUGGUUUCGAAUCUGUAAUUGUCAAAAUGUAUGUAAAUUUAAAGAAUAAAACACAUUUCAGUCUUUAUAUAAAUAAAUACUAGCAUUUGCA